Messenger RNA from Chelonoidis abingdonii (Abingdon island giant tortoise), 2525 nucleotides. RefSeq names its product tetratricopeptide repeat domain 8 (gene TTC8). Gene Ontology annotation, molecular function: protein binding. The record is from RefSeq and is a predicted model, not a curated record. Gene Ontology annotation, cellular component: non-motile cilium; BBSome; ciliary basal body. Gene Ontology annotation, biological process: non-motile cilium assembly. Lineage: Eukaryota; Metazoa; Chordata; Testudines; Testudinidae.
ACCCCUCAGGGACUAGUUCAGGGGCAGAGCGCCUGUUUAAUUUGGCAAUCAUCGGGGCUGCCUCUGCGGUGAGCCCAGGGGGAGUCUUGGGAGAGGGCACUGCCACAUUCUUAGGGCUAAGGGUGCAGCCCGCUGGUCUCUUUGGGGAGAUAGGGCCGGUCGGGCCUGGACAGAGGGUUGGCUGGAAAGCCACCGGGCCCGGGGAGAGCAGAGUUUGCCCCGUAUGGACUCAGCGAGACUGUGCCCUGAAGGAGCAGCCGCUGCUACAGUAUCCGCGGGAGCCAUACCCAGCCUUUCACAGUGCGGGAGGCCCAGGCCGGCCGGGGCAGAGCGAACAGGGCUCUGCUGUUUCACAGGCAGCUGCUUGGCCACCUCUGCUCCCGCUAGGCCCCGGCUCGGGCGUUGCUUGGCAGAGGGACGCCAGCUCUGAAAGGAGGAGGCCGGUCGGCGCUGGGUGCUGGACGGGUCCGGGUCCGCCUCGCACGGCAGGAUGGGGCUGGAGAUGGAGCCGCUCCUGCAGGCCUGGAGCUACUUCAGGCGGCGGAAGUUCCAGCUCUGCGCGGAUCUCUGCUCUCAGCUGCUGGAGAAAUGCCCCGGACACCAGGAGCCUGAUUCUGAAUUCACAGUUUCUCAGGCUGCUUGGAGUUUGAAAACAAGAGCUCUAACAGAAAUGGUUUAUGUGGAUGAAAUUGAUAUAGAUCAGGAGGGAAUAGCAGAGAUUAUGCUUGAUGAAAAUGCCAUUGCUCAAGUUGCACGCCCAGGAACUUCUUUGAAACUCCCUGGAACCAGUCAAGGUGGAGGUCCCAGUCCAGCUGUUAGGCCAGUGACUCAGUCAGGAAGACCUGUUACAGGGUUUGUGCGACCCAGCACACAAAGUGGACGACCAGGCACUAUGGAACAGGCUAUAAAAACUUCCAGAACCGCUCAUACUGCUCGCCCAAUUACUAGUGCUUCUGGAAGAUAUGUCAGACUAGGAACGGCCUCUAUGCUCACAAAUCCUGAAGGUCCUUUCAUAAACCUGUCUAGAUUGAAUUUAGCAAAAUAUGCUCAAAAACCAAAGUUAGCAAAGGCAUUGUUUGAAUACAUUUUUCACCAUGAAAAUGACGUUAAGAAUGCUUUAGAUUUGGCAGCACUUGCCACAGAGCAUGCACAGUACAAGGACUGGUGGUGGAAAGUCCAAAUUGGGAAAUGCUACUAUAGGUUAGGAUUGUACCGUGAAGCAGAAAAACAAUUUAAAUCAGCUCUCAAGCAGCAGGACAUGGUAGAUACAAUACUAUAUUUAGCAAAAGUGUAUUUUCGGUUGGAUCAGCCUUUGACAGCUUUACAUGUUUUCAAGCAAGGAUUAGUUAGAUUUCCUGGAGAAGUGACCCUUCUUUGUGGAAUUGCCAGAAUCUAUGAGGAAAUGAAUAACAUCUCCUUAGCUGCAGAAUACUACAGAAAAGUCUUAAACCAAGAUAACACUCAUGUGGAAGCCAUUGCAUGCAUUGGCAGUAACCACUUUUAUUCAGACCAACCUGAGAUAGCUUUGCGGUUUUACAGACGUCUCCUGCAGAUGGGUGUUUAUAACUGCCAACUAUUUAACAAUCUGGGCCUCUGUUGCUUCUAUGCCCAGCAGUAUGAUAUGACACUGACCUCCCUUGAGCGUGCACUUUCUUUGGCUGAAAAUGAGGAGGAGGCAGCAGAUGUUUGGUACAACUUGGGGCAUGUGGCUGUGGGAAUAGGUGACCUGAACUUGGCUUACCAGUGUUUCAAGCUGACCCUAGCCAAUAAUAAUGAUCAUGCAGAAGCUUAUAACAACUUGGCUGUGCUGGAGAUACGAAGGGGUCACAUUGAGCAGGCAAGAGCAUUGCUGCAGACUGCCUCAUCUUUAGCACCUCAUAUGUAUGAGCCCCAUUUCAAUUUUGCAGCACUCUCUGACCAGGUUGGAGAUCUCCAGAGGAGUUUUAUAGCUGCUCAGAAGUCAAAGGAAGCAUUUCCAGGUCAUGUUGAUACACAACAGCUCAUCAAACAGUUAAAACAGCACUUCGCCAUGCUUUGAUGCCAUAUUUCUGUCAUGUAAAAUAGUUCAAAUGAUUUUACAGAUACUGUAAAAUACAUUUUACAAAAUAAUAGCUGAGAAUUAAAUAGGAACAAACCUUCCUUAUUAAAAGGCUUGUGUUUGGUUUGGGUAGCAGGAAAUGUUUAAAAAAUUCUGAACUGACUUGUAACAUAAUAUGCAAGACAUUUCACUUUUUACAUGUGGCUAGAACAACAUUGUAAUUAUUUCUGAGUAAAGAAUAAGAUAUUGCAACUCUGAUAAUAGUGUCAGACAAUUCUCCAUUUUAAUAUUCAGGAAGCAUUUUAAGGGAUUUUUCCCUGACUUUUUGGCAAGUUUUUAAUGUUCUUCUUUGACAGUGCAGCAUUGAGGCAAAAAGGUUUCGUGUCUGUCUUUCAAGCAUGGCUUUUGAUACUGUACGUUCUUACUGAUUAGUUUGUGUAUUAAGUUCUUAGGAGUACAGUUUAUGAAUAAAUUCCUUGUUAUAUGA